AUGUAUUCCUUUGCCAUCAUCGUUCUGGUUUUGCACCUCAGUUAUUGUUUCGCGUACCCAAUCACAAUACAAACAUUCGGAGAUGGAUAUGAUACGGAUCUUUUCGAUGCGGAUGACGCAGAUGCAUGGAACGCGGUUGACAAUGGCAGAAAUGGUACUGUAUUGAUGUGA
Messenger RNA from Anisakis simplex (herring worm), 171 nucleotides. The record is from the annotation of a GenBank genome assembly. NCBI's taxonomy places the organism in Eukaryota, Metazoa, Nematoda, Chromadorea, Rhabditida, Anisakidae.